CGCUGCGGCUGGACUUUUUAAAGGCCUCAGUAAUAAAGCACAGGUAUUAGUUAGUUCUACAUACGUUGUAUCAUAAAACGUCCUUUGUAUAUAUGACAUUUCCUAAUUGCAGACAUUAAGAUUAUCAGUAACUGUACAAUAGACAUACUACAGUGUGCUGAUAGCAAUUAACGGUUCCCUCUGCAUUCAUCCUUUUCUUUUCUUGUUUGCUUUAUGUUGCUACUUUUAAGACUGGCUUAACUUUUAAGGUUUUCACUCAGACACAUUUAUUUAUACAGCACCUUUUUAAAGAAAAAUCAGUGCAAAAUGCUUUACAUAAGACCUAAAAUGAUAUGGGAAACUAAAGAAAGUACAAUAUAAACAAGACACAAAAUAGACCCUGAUAAACUGAGAGUUCAAGUCAAGCAUUAUUGAGACGUGGAGCAAAAAAAGCAAACAAAAACUGAAUGCCACCAUUUAUUGUUUAGUUUUGACUUUUGGAAUCAGAACUAAAGUGCAGAAUGGAAGAUCAGAAAUAAAUAAUAAUUGUAACCCCAAUGCACUUGAAGCUGCUAUAAAAAUGGUUAAACUGUUUUGAUGUGUUUUUUUCCUGCAGCUGUUUAAUAAACUUUACAGAGACCUGUACAGACUGUUACAGUAGAGAAGCCUUUUGAAAAUAAAUGCAUAGUUAUGUUUUUCUAAAUCUUUUCAUUCUUGAUCUGUUGUCAUUUUUGUUCUCGGCAGUGAUGUCAAAGAAGUAACACUGCCUCGAGAUUUGUUUUUCAUCUGUAUUCAGCCUUCCAACACUCUUCUGUCAGUUUUACCAGUGUGGCAUUUCUCAAUGCUGCUUCUUUCCUACCAGAAGUUUACACUCUAGCACCAAAAUAUCACUAAUAAAUGUAUUUUUGCAUGUCAGUCUGUUGGAAACUUUGAGAUACGCUGGUCUCCCUCCUAUGCACUUUUCUCAAGAACUAUAUGUACAAAGUAUUCCGGCUUAUCUUAGUUGGGACAAUGGCAUCAACAAGAUUUGCAAUCUUAGGAGGUAACAUUAUCAUCAAGGUCACUGAUAUAGAAGCAGAGGCAGGUGUGGAAGGGAAUAUCUGAAUAAAUGAUUCACUGGUAUUUAGUAGAACAGAUAAUCCAGCAUCCUGAGGUCACCAUAAAACAUACAAAAGCAUUUUGUUUCUGACAUGCAAGUUAUUGACGCGAUAGUGAACAGACCUGUGACCUGAACUCUCUGGUCAUCAGCGUCAAGGAGGCAGAGACUCAUUAACUGUUGUAAAAGAUUAAAAUACUAGAUACAGGAUGUUUUCAUCUUGAGAGAUCUUCUAGAGGUCACAGCACUAUGUCAGUGACAGCUCAUCAGAAUUCAACUCCAUAAGAUUUAAGAGCUUUUUGACACACACCAUAGCUCAUUCAAACAACUAAUAAAUUUUAAGACAAUCUCUAUCUGCUGAAAAGUAAACGUACAGAUAAUACAAGUGUUAUGAUCCUGCUCUAGCCCCUGCCCUUCUUUCCCGUCUUCCUCUUUUUCCUCCUUUCUCCCUUGAGUCCUGAGUUGUUUCUGCUUUGACCUGUCUCUCUUUGGCUCCCUCUGUCUGUCAUCUCUCCCUCAUGUCUCUCUCUCUCCCUGUUUCACCUGCCUGCAUUCUGCUACCUGCUGAUUACUACGAGUGUCACCUGCAGUAAUUAGUCCAUUCACCUGUUCUCCACCUCACCUCCACUUAUUUAAGCUCUGUCCUGUCAUUCACUCCCUGCCGGCUCAUCAACCCACAUGCCCUCAUGGACUCUGCUUUUAGACUCUGUUUUCCCCUCCACUGGAUUUCCCUCACUUGGACUCAGUUCUUCUUUUGGAUUCUCGCUAGCCCUGUUUUUGUCUCCAGCCAGUAGCUCCAGUCUCAUCUCCGUUCGCCCCAGAUUUCCUGAGUCUGCUUCCUUGCCCCUUCUGUUGUCAGUUCCCCCCAUCUUGUAAGUACCCCUCUUUAGCUUAGUUUUAGUUUAGUGAUCUUCUGUUUUUGAAUUCAUAGUGUUUGUUAGUAGUGGUUUGGUUUAGUUUUGUUUCCUCCCAGUUCGGUUCUCCUUUGAUGUAUUGCUUUAGUUUUCUGGCAUCAAUAAAGUCUUUCCUUAAUUCACAUUUCUGCCAGUCUCUCUGUGUCUGCGCCUGGGUUCUCCAGCUCCCUCCGUAACAACAAGACUGUAGCCCCACAGAACGCAGCUGAGUCAAGCCACCAGCCUUUUGUUUUUACAGCAUAUUUAAAACAGCCUUUGUUCCAACGUUUUUCUUGUACAUAAAGACUAGAAUUGGUGCUACAAAUUAAUAAAGUUUAUCUACUGGGGUCAAGACCCUAUAGCGUCAGUUAUUAUGUGAUUUAACCACAGUGAUUUACAUGUCAUGGAUGUCAAAAAUUCCCGAAAAUACUACUCUACCUGACUAUAGCACAGACCCUACAGUAUUGUAUGUCACGGAACUUAACCUAACAAUUAUAAAUAUUAGGGCUAAGAUCCUCCAGCAUUAUCAAUCAUUGUGAUUAAAUUGACCUACAAAAAUAUGCAUGAAAACCCAAUAAAUCCAAGUAUUACCAGCCGACUGCAAACUCUGGACAGUGGACGGCCAAAGUUGGACAUUAACAUCAACCACAAUCACAGUUACCUUUGACUUUGUGUUACGGCCAUACAAAAAGAACACUUGGUUCAUUCCAGUGACCAGCAGCAUGUGCAGAGGAUAGCACACCUGUGUUCCAACAUCCAUCCAUCCAUUAUCCAUACACUGCUUAAUCCUCUGUAAGGUUGUGGGGGAGGCUGGAGUCUAUCCCAGUUGACUUAUAGUGCAGGCAGGGGAUACCUUGGACAGGUCACCAGUCUACCACAGGCUACACAUAGACAGACAACCAAGCACACCUACAUUCACACCUAUGGACAGUUUGGAAUCACCAGUUAACCUCAGCAUGUUUUUGGACUGUGGGAGGGAGCUGGAGAACCAAGUCAAAAACCUGCACAGGGAGAACAUGCAAACUCCACACAGAAAGAUCCCAGGUCCAUCCCGCGAUGUGAACCGGGGAUUUUCUAGCUGUGAGGCAACCACCGAGCCACUGUGCUGCCUCCACUGCAAAAAUCUUGAGUGCAAAACUGAAAAAGACACGACAGUAGACUUAACCCUUCAUCGGGCAAAUGAUCAUAUUUGCUAACUUCCACACAUGUUAAAUAUGGCGUCGCUUCCGCCUCUCAGUGAGGUCGAGAAGCAUGUGAUUUCCACUCAGCCAAUCAGCGAAGAUCUCUCACCACCACUGUUCCCUCUAAGCUGAGCGCGUGCGCAAUUGCGCACUGCUGACACGGUCUCUGCGCACAGAAAAUCUGCGCUACGCACAAAAAAAAUAAAAAUCCAACCUAAAUUGUAAAUAAAAUAAACACGUAACAAUUCAUUCUGUGCUAUUUUUCAAUGUGAUUCAGUGAGUGACCGGUGACUGGCUGCUGCAGCCAAUGAUGCGAUUCACAUACGUAUUUACCAUAGACUGUAUAUAAUGGUAUUUACGCAGCUAAUCAACGUCAGGCGUCCUGAUGUGCAGCCACUGUUGUUCUCAUAGAUAUGAAUGAGUAGAUAGGACACGCUCCUUUGAGCUGCGUACUACAGCGAGGCUAAGCUAGUGGGGGAAAAGUUUCAGUGCAUUCCGUUGAUGUCGACAGCGUGAAAACGGAAACAACAAGUAUGCCGUCUCACUGUGCUGCAUACAGUUACACACUACGUCGUACGAUUGAGACAAGGAAACUUGGAAUGACUUUUCAUAGGUUUCCCAGAGACUAUGGGUUGAGGAGGAAUUGGAAGUUUGUCGGCUUAGACCUGGUGUCAUUCCAUCAGUGUUUAACUUCCCGGCUCAUCUUGGAAGAGUACGUGCCAGAAAGACCACGACCAAGCAGCCUUGAGAUCUUAGGCAGCGUCUCCCUGAGACCAAAGAACUACAGACUCUUCACAACCUGCUCAAACUCUUGGUACAGGACCUCACCACACGGGUCAAGAAGGGUAUGUCCAAAGAGCACAUAAUGGAAAUCCGCAGCAAGAACAUCAACCCGAUGACCAGUAAGAUCACUUACUACAAGAAGCCAGUGUUCAUCCACCAGGGACACAUGCAGUGGCUGUGGGAUAUGGAUGGGAGGCGAUAUCUGGAUCUGUUUGCAGGCGUCGCUACUGUGGCUGUGGGUCACUGCCACCCGAAGGUUACAGCGGCAGUAGAGAAGCAGCUGAAGAAACUGUGGCACACUACCAACAUCUACGUCAACGCUCCACUCCAUGAGUACUGUGAGAAACUGGCCUCCCACUUACCGGAUCCUCUUAAGGUGAUCUAUCUGACCAACAGCGGCUCAGAGGCCAACGACCUGGCGAUGCUGAUGGCUCGGAUCCACACAGGCAACUAUGAUAUCAUCACUUUCAGAGGGUCGUACCAUGGAGGCAGCCAACAGACUAUGGGUCUCACCUCCCAGUCGUCUUAUAAAUACCCCAUCGCCACAAGUUCAGGAUGCACACAUACCAUGUGUCCUGACGUGUUCAGAGGUCCGUGGGGAGGAAGCCACUGCAGGGACUCUCCUGUGCAGACCAUCAGACAGUGUAGCUGUGCUCAAGGUCAGUGCAUGGCAAAUGAACAAUACAUCGGACAGCUCAAAGAGACAUUUGCUGCGAGUGUCCCAAGCAGAGUUGCUGGUUUCUUUGGAGAGCCUAUUCAGGGAAUGGGAGGAGCAGUGCAAUACCCUAAAAACUACUUUAAGGAGGCCUACAAGCUUGUCAGAGAGAAAGGAGGAGUCUGCAUCGCUGAUGAGGUCCAGACUGGAUUUGGACGAACAGGAACCCACUUCUGGGGAUUCCAGGGUUAUGGAAUUCUUCCUGAUAUUGUGACAAUGGCUAAGGGCAUCGGCAACGGAUUCCCAAUGGCAGCUGUAGUUACAACACCAGAAAUUGCUGCUUCCUUUGCUAAAGCCUACCACUUCAACACCUUUGGAGGAAACUCUGUGGCCUGUGCUGUUGGUUCAGCAGUGCUCGAUGCUAUCAGAGAGGACGGCUUACAGCAGAAUUGCCAUCAUGUGGGCACUUAUCUGAUGACAGAGCUGGCCAAACUCAGAGACAAGCACAAGAUCAUCGGUGAUGUCCGUGGAAAAGGCCUGCAGAUUGGAGUGGAAAUGGUCAAAGAUAAGACCAGCAGAGAGCCGCUGUGUCCUCAGGCAAUGAUGGAAAUCUUUGAGGAUGUGAAGGACAUGGGAGUCCUGAUCGGGAAGGGAGGACUGUACGGACAGACUUUCCGCAUACAACCGCCCAUGUGCAUCACGACAGCAGACGUAGAUUUCUUCCUGGCAGUGUUUGACAAAGCCAUCCACAACUACAUGGACAGACAGUAAACGGGUCAGAGGAAGAAAAAUCAGCGACGAGGACUGAAGCUGGAAACGCACUCAGUAGCGAACGUCACUUUUGUAAAUCUCUAUAAAUGUUGUAAAUGUAACUAUCCAUCACGUCACCCUGUUAUUUCCUUUACAGCUUUGUUCUGCAUGUUAUAACUUAUGGAAAACACCUACACUACAAUCAGUUCAACCUUUUUUUUGUUCUUUUGCAGACCCAGUUAUUUAAGACUCUGAGGCAACACUGCUUUUCUAAUGAGGAAAACUUAUUUUAUACACGUGUAUUUCAUUUUGCUCCAUUUAGAUCCAAUGAAUAUGCAUUAAGAUUAUUAUGUGGUCAGCCCACACUUGCAGUGACAAUAUAUCCGACAGCAUAUGUUGAAUGAAAUGACUCAUGUUUUUACAGAUUUGAUAAUUGCAUCAUUUUGCUUUUCUGUCACAUUAAUAAAACAGCUUUAACAAGA
Amphiprion ocellaris (clown anemonefish) is the source of this 5819-nucleotide messenger RNA. RefSeq names its product alanine--glyoxylate aminotransferase 2, mitochondrial. Gene Ontology annotation, molecular function: pyridoxal phosphate binding; L-alanine:glyoxylate transaminase activity. Lineage: Eukaryota; Metazoa; Chordata; Actinopteri; Pomacentridae. Bases 3997 to 5358 code for a protein of 453 amino acids. Gene Ontology annotation, biological process: glyoxylate catabolic process. The transcript is spliced from 15 exons. The record is from RefSeq and is a predicted model, not a curated record. Gene Ontology annotation, cellular component: mitochondrion.